Messenger RNA from Solanum dulcamara, 2329 nucleotides. Its product is annotated as sugar transporter ERD6-like 5. NCBI's taxonomy places the organism in Eukaryota, Viridiplantae, Streptophyta, Magnoliopsida, Solanales, Solanaceae. Gene Ontology annotation, molecular function: sugar transmembrane transporter activity. The coding region runs from base 538 to 2079 and encodes 513 amino acids. Gene Ontology annotation, cellular component: membrane. The record is from RefSeq and is a predicted model, not a curated record. The transcript has 18 exons. Gene Ontology annotation, biological process: transmembrane transport; carbohydrate transport.
UACUCUUCAAAAUUUCCCCAGCUUUUGGUGCUGUUUUGUGAUCCAGACUUGAAUGCAACUGGGUUUUGUUGUUCUCAUUUUCAUUAUGAGGACUGAAGCUAAGAAGCUACCAACAAGACCCACUAUUAUGGAACUACCUGUUUGAAUAACAGCUCCAUUACUACUCCUUUUACUUGUCUUUAAUUUUAUUGGUCUCUCAAGUUAUUGUGUUUUUCCUUAUUUUGUCUUCUUUAGUAAAUGUUCAACAACUAUAACGUCUCAAUUCAAACAAGUCGGGUUCGACUAUAUAAAUCAUCCUAUUUACCAUUUCAUACCCCACUAAUGAUUACUUGGAGUUUGUUAACCACUCUUACAAUUCCUAUUGAUAUAUAUAUAACACAUCUCUAAACAAAUUAAAGAGCCUCCUGGAAAACAUUGAACCUAAUGUAAGCGUACCGUCAUGAUUAAGCUUAAUCCCAACUAGUUAAUAUCAUCUAUGUUGAUCUUUUUCUGAGAGGUUGUAGGCCUAGCCUGGAUUCCGAGAGGUAGCAACAUACUAUGACUGGAAGCAUGGAAGAAGGUUUGUUAGAUGGGAGUAGUCUCAGAAAAGCAAGUUGGCGAUUCCAUGUUACUGCAAAUAUUGUUUUGAGUUCCUUAGUUGCUGCCUGUGGUCACUUUGCCUAUGGAUUUGCUGCUGGAUAUGCAUCUCCUGCUCAAUCAGGGAUCAUGGAUGACCUGGGACUCUCUAUAGCAGAAUACUCAGUUUUUGCGUCAAUCAUGACAUUUGGAGGAAUGAUUGGUGCUCUGAUAAGUGGAAAGGUGGCUGAUAUUUUUGGCAGGAGAGUUACAAUGUGGCUUUUGGAUUUAUUUUUUAUCUUGGGCUGGUGUUCAAUAACCUUUGGCAAGAGAGCUUGGUGGCUUGAGGCUGGAAGGUUGCUGAUGGGAGUUGGUGCAGGAAUUCAUUUAUAUGUGGCACCUAUAUACAUUUCAGAGGUCACACCGAAAAAUAUCAGAGGGAGCUGUGUAGCAGCUGCUUCAUUUGCGCUGACUCUUGGCUUUUCACUGGCGUAUUACAUUGGGAAUAACAUGAGUUGGCGCACUUUAGCUCUUGUAGGUGCUACCCCUUGCUUUAUACAGGUGCUAGGUGUAUUCUUCAUACCAGAGUCUCCUCGGUGGUUGUCGAAAAUUGGUUUGGAGAAGGAGGUAGAAGCAUCACUAAAACGUCUGAGGGGAGAAAAUGCAGAUAUUUCCACUGAAGCAGCUGAAAUAAAAGAUUUCACUGAAACAGUUCAGCAACACUCAGGAUCCACAUUUAUGGAUUUGUUCAGCAGGAAAUAUGCUCGUCCACUGAUUAUUGGAACCGGGUUAAUGGCUCUCGUGCAGUUCGGAGGAAGCAAUGCAGUAACUUCUUUUGCCAGUUCAAUUUUUAGAGCAGCUGGUUGUUCGGCAGACUCAGCAUCUCGAGCCAUGGCUGUUCUUCAGCUUCCAUUUGCUGCCAUGAGUAUUAUCCUUACAGAAAAAGCUGGACGACGACUUCUUAUGAUGGUUACUUCGGCUGGGGCUUGCUUAGGAUGCUUGCUUGUAGCAUUAGGGUUUCUUUUCGAGUAUAAUCAUCCAUCAACAGAGCUAACCUCUUCAAUGGUGUUGACUGGCAUACUGGUUUGUGAAAACAACAUCCUUUAUUCUUUAAUCUUCUCCUUACUUUUUCGAACACCUGCAGCUUGGCAAAGUCCUUACAUUCUCAUUCCACCUAUGACUUCCAUAUUCUGUCAUCAUUUUGUUGAUUUUUCAUUCUAUAAACAGCUCUUCUCUGUAUUUUUCACAAUGGGAAUGGGUGGUACGCCCUGGAUUAUCAUGUCGGAGAUACUUCCUAUAAACAUCAAGGGUUCUGCUGGAAGUCUUACAACAUUGGUCAACUGUUUUACUUCUUGGAUAGUUUCUUAUGCUUUUAAUUUCCUAUUCGAAUGGAAUGCAGCAGGAACAUUCUUCUUGUUUGCAUUCUUUUGUGGUUCAGUCGUUAUAUUCGUUGCAAUGCUGGUACCAGAGACGAAGGGACGGACACUUGAAGAAAUCCAGGCAUCCAUGACAUUGCUCCAAUGAAAUCAUAUGUUCUUCAAACUUCAUUCAUGACUGCCCAUCUUGAACUUCCUUCUUCAGACUACUUUAUCAUUCAGAAUUGAAACUCAUGUGUAUUGAGACUGAUGUUUGUUAUGUUCAUAUGUAAAUCUUAUCCAAUAUAUCAUAAAAAUAUGAAUGUGUUAUGUUUCCUAUAAAUUAUAAUAAUCAUAUUAACUGUUGUUAAGUCUUGUUUCUUGAAAAUUAAUUGGGGAAUAAGUUAUUCCUCCGUUCA